This is a messenger RNA of Oreochromis aureus, 742 nucleotides long. RefSeq names its product histone H4. Bases 1 to 312 code for a protein of 103 amino acids. Gene Ontology annotation, molecular function: protein heterodimerization activity; DNA binding; structural constituent of chromatin. Gene Ontology annotation, cellular component: nucleosome. The record is from RefSeq and is a predicted model, not a curated record. Lineage: Eukaryota; Metazoa; Chordata; Actinopteri; Cichliformes; Cichlidae. The transcript has a single exon. Gene Ontology annotation, biological process: nucleosome assembly.
AUGAGUGGACGCGGAAAAGGGGGGAAGGGACUCGGAAAAGGAGGCGCUAAGCGUCACCGUAAAGUUCUACGUGAUAAUAUCCAAGGCAUUACCAAGCCCGCUAUCCGCCGUCUAGCUCGCCGCGGUGGGGUGAAGCGUAUUUCCGGCCUGAUUUAUGAGGAGACCCGCGGUGUACUUAAGGUGUUCCUGGAGAACGUAAUUCGUGACGCAGUUACUUACACUGAGCACGCGAAGAGAAAGACCGUGACUGCAAUGGAUGUGGUGUAUGCUCUGAAGAGGCAGGGCCGUACUUUAUACGGUUUUGGCGGUUAACUUUGUCUCGAAUCCAACACAACGGCUCUUUUAAGAGCCACACAACUCGUCCUAAGAAAUAAGUGUUCCAACUUUACAGUUUGGCUUGGUUACACAGAACUUUGUGAAUAUGUUCUUGUUAAUAAGACUCUAACCCUUGCAACGUGAUUAUACAUACGGCGUAUGGGCUUAACGAAAGGGCCGUUGUGGCUGAAAGUAACUCGUCGGGAUGGCUUCGUGCCCCAAACCAAAAUGGCGGUGGCGCUGAUGUGAACAAUGUUAACUCGCUUCACCUAGCCUAGCUUUCCCAGAAACCAAUAUCCACCUUUCCUAACCUUACAAUGAUUGGCUUGUCCCUUUUUCAAUGAAACUCCAUUUCCCUGUGAAGCCUAACAUUCUGCGAAUUGUCUUAGGACACAACUUUGUUGUUUUUGUUUAUUUUUUUUUUUUG